CUUUCUCACACUGCGACGGUUCAGCUGUUCACGUUACUGCAGAGCCAGAAUAAAGAACGUCUGACCUCACUGACUCGGGAUUGUACUUGGUGAGAAGGAAGCAAAAGGUCAUCGGCAGUGGUGAAGGGUCACGUGUACGGAGCCGGGAUGGCCUACCCGAUCAAAUGGCUCUUUCUCUUCUUCCUCUGUGGAAUUUCUGGUGCUUUUACUCAAGAUGCCUACGAGUGGACGACCUGGUUUAACGUGGACCACCCUGGAGGGAAGGGAGACUACGAGCAACUGGACGCCAUCCGUUUCUAUUACCGCGCCCGCGUGUGCGAUGCCCCGCGAGCCCUGGAGGCCCGCACCACAGAAUGGAUUCCAGCACACAAGACUGGACAGAGGGUGCAUUCUGAGCCCAGCGUGGGCUUCUGGUGUAUCAAUGCUGAACAACCCGACGGAAAGAACUGCUCCAAUUACGCCGUUCGCUUCCUGUGCCCUGCAGACAUGAAGUCAGAAACUCAAGAAGUGUGGAACCCUUGGUCAGACUGGACGCCUUGUCAUGCACAAUGCAAUCAGGUGGCCGUUCAGGUGCGCUCCAGAAACUGUAAAAUUCAUUCCAAGCAGUGCAAUGGUCCCAAUGUAGAAGGAAGACAGUGCAAAGGACCUACAUGUCCAGUUUGUGCUCUGCAGUGCGUGAUGGGCAAGGUCAACUCAGACUGCAGCGCCUGCAUCUGUCAAGAUCACACCGUCCUGGGGUCGGUCCGUAGCGCCGGGAGUCUCCCAGCUCCCAGGGCAGCCAUCCUCCUCUCGGGCACCAGCCCCAAACUUCUCACUCUGACUGACCACAACGGGCACUUCCGGGCGCCUGGGGUCUGCCCGGACGGCAACACCACGCUCACGAUCAAGCUGCAGAACCACACGCCUCAAACAAUCAGCAUGCCAGCGAGCUCUGAGCUGACCACCGUACUUCACGUGAAGAUGGACAGAGCAAAAAAACUGUAUGUGGAAAAGAACCCGGAGUCCAAAGCCAGGAAAGAGGGUCAAACUGCUGCCUUCUGCUGCAAGGUUUCUGGCUCACCUGAACCUGAACAGUACCAAUGGUUUUACAAUGGAAAUCCACUGAAAAACCAGAAUGACAAGACUCUGGUACUGAGGAACCUCAGACUGGACCAGGCUGGAGAAUAUUACUGCAGAGCCAGUAAUGAAAAUGGAGCUGUUAAAUCCAAACCAGCCGUGCUCACAAUCACAGGUCAAGAUGAACCCUCGUGUAACCCAGAUCCUGAACCACACAUGAUCCAGCUGCCUCAUGACUGCGUUCAGAACGAGACAAACUCACUUUAUUACAAUAUUGGAAGAUGCCCUGUAAGAACAUGCACCGGCCAGUUGGACAACGGUAUCCGAUGCCAUGAUCCAGUAUCCUUCUGCUGUGGGGUCUCCAAAAUGGAAGAAAGACAGAUAACAUGUCAGGGCUAUGAAUUACCCAUAAUGGUGGUCACCCAGUGCGGCUGCAAAAAAUGUGUAGACCUGAAGGCGACAGUUCGUGGCCGCGCCGUUGCUGCAGACACUGGGGAACCCAUGAGGUUUGGACAUAUCUUCAUGAACGGUGAGAGGAUCAGUCGGACUGGAUAUAAGGGCACUUUUUCCAUUCAAGUACCCACAGACACCGAAAGGUUGGUUCUCACUUUUGUGGACAACAUGCAGAAGUUUGUAAACACCACUAAAGUGCUCCUGUUCAAUACCAAAGGUGGAGCCGUGUAUCACGAGAUCAAACUGCUCAGGAAGAAGCCUCCUGUUACCAUCCGCUCAACAGAGACAAACAAACUACAGCUUGGAGAGGUACAGGGUAAGGAACCCAUGGCUGAGAUUGAAAUCCCACCUAAUGCGUUCUACAAGCAGAACGGAGAGGUCUUUGUAGGUAACGUGCAGGCCAGCGUAACCUUCCUGGACCCUAGAGACGUAUCAACAGCAGCGGCUGCUCAGAGCGAUCUCAACUUUGUUGGCGCUGAAGGAGACACCCUGCCCUUACGAACCUAUGGUAUGUUCUCAGUGGACUUUAGGGAUGAACAGGAUGGCGAGUCUCUUAACGCCGGCGAGGUUAAAGUGCGUCUGGAUGCAGCCCAAGUGAAGAUGCCUGAACAUCUAAAGACAAUGAAGUUGUGGUCCCUCAACCCUGAGAAUGGUCUUUGGGAGGAAGAGGGGCAGUUCCAGGUGGAGAAAAAACAAAGAGGUAAGCGAGAGGAAAGGACGUUCCUCAUUGGAAACAUGGAAAUCAGAGAAAGAAGGCUGUUUAACUUGGAUGUGCCUGAAAACAGGAGAUGCUACGUCAAGGUCCGGGCCUUCCGAAGCGAGCGCUUCAUGCCAAGUGAGCAAGUCGAAGGUGUCGUGAUCACUCUGAUCAAUAUGGAGCCGACACCUGGUUAUGCAACCAACCCACGUGCAUGGGGCAGGUUCGACAGCGUUAUCACUGGUCCCAACGGGGCGUGUCUACCAGCCUUCUGCGAUGAGCAAAGAGCGGACGCGUAUAUGGCUUACGUCAUGGCCAAUCUCGGAGGGGAAGAACUGGAGGCAGUAGCUUCUGCUCCAAAAUUCAAUCCCAACACCAUUGGUGUCCCUCAACCGUUUUUGAAUAAGCUCAACUACAGAAGAACAGACCACGAUGAUACCAGAGUCAAGAAGACGGCGUUCAGUAUCAACGUAGCAAAACCAAGCCCAAACGCCGCUGAAGAAGCGAACGGUCCGAUCUAUCCCUUCGAAAACCUGAAGGAGUGCGAGGAAGCUCCAUUCAACGCGCCCCACUUUAGAUUUUCAAGAGUCGAAGGAGAUCGCUACGACUACAACACGGUUCCCUUCAACGAAGAUGAUCCGAUGAGUUGGACAGAAGACUACUUGAGCUGGUGGCCAAAACCGACAGAAUACAGAGCUUGUUACAUCAAAGUCAAAGUCAACAGUCCUCACGAGAUCAACAUUCGUUCUCGCAACAUGGGAGGCACCCACCCAAGAACCACUGGCCAGCUGUACGGCAUUCGUGAUACACGCAGCAUCCGUGACAUGGACCAGUCGGGCGUCUCGGCCGUCUGUCUGGAGUUCAAAUGCAGCGGCAUGCUUUACGACCAGGAGCGAGUGGACCGCACGCUCGUCAAGGUGAUGCUGCAAGGAAACUGCAAGCGAGACGUUGUCAACAGCAUGCUGAAAGAAUACCUGGUCAAUCAUUCGCCACUGGCUGUCAACAACGACACCAGCGAGUUCACCAUGCUCGCUCCGCUGGAUCCUCUCGGACACAACUACGGCAUCUACACCGUCACCGACCAAGAUCCUCGCACCGCCAAGGAGAUAGCACUUGGGCGCUGCUUUGAAGGUACGUCAGACGGAGCAUCAAGAGUCAUGAAGAGCCACCAAGGCGUGGCAAUGACGUUCUCCUGCGGCGACAAAGAAGUCACCAGGCAAAGCGUGUUCCAGCAGCUCCAGAACCCAUCGGGCCGGGUCGUGGCAGGAGGUUCUCGACCAGGGAGAGGAAACAGGAGGCAGAGAGGAGACUCCACAGCAACUGUUCGAAACAGCCGACGAAGGAGCACCCGCGAUCCCAACAGUCGCCUCCUUACUAGGGGUUAAAUCUUGACUGAGUAAAGGAAUACAGAUGUGUCGCCUAGACCAACACGUUACGGAAAUGCGAUUUUUGAAGUAAUUUUAAUAGUAAGUUUAUUGAAGCUGUUAUUGGAGUAAACUUGAUCAGAAUGAGAAACUAAUUUGGAAAAAAUACAGAAUUUUGAUUAAAAAUGCUACUAAACAAAGAAUGCAGUGGUAGCUCAGUGGUUAAGCUAAUAAACUAGUGAUCAGAAGGCUGCUGGUUCAAGCCCCACCACCACCAAGCUGCCAUUGCUGAGCAAAGCCUUUAAGUCUCAAAUGCUCAAAUUGUAUUCAGUCAUAACUGUAAGUCACUUUGGAUAAAUACAACUGCUAAAUCAUGUAAAUAAAACAAAUAAAUAGUAGAAUACCUUCGAUACAUUAUGAAUGACAUUGUGUCUGUGCUUAACAAUUCUUAUCUGGGACCCAGGUGAAUCUAUUCUCAUUUAUUUCUUGUUGGAAUUACAUUAA
Molecule: messenger RNA, 4074 nt
Organism: Trichomycterus rosablanca
Lineage: Eukaryota; Metazoa; Chordata; Actinopteri; Siluriformes; Trichomycteridae
Gene: cilp
Product: cartilage intermediate layer protein, nucleotide pyrophosphohydrolase
Exons: 8
Coding region: 148-3591 (1147 amino acids)
Source: RefSeq, a predicted model, not a curated record